This is a messenger RNA of Aspergillus wentii DTO 134E9, 825 nucleotides long. RefSeq names its product phytanoyl-CoA dioxygenase family protein. Lineage: Eukaryota; Fungi; Ascomycota; Eurotiomycetes; Eurotiales; Aspergillaceae. The coding region runs from base 1 to 825 and encodes 274 amino acids. The record is from RefSeq and is a predicted model, not a curated record. The transcript is spliced from 4 exons.
AUGGAAAACUCUCAUCAUCCCCUAUCUGAAAAUCAGAUUCAUUUCUUUCAGGAACGUGGAUACCUCCUCAUUCCUGGUUUUCUGACUGCCCCAGAAACAAACCAUCUCCAAGAAUGGGCACAAGAAGUGCAUGAUCUUCCUCGAACGGCAGAUGCGCCGUGGAUGCCAUAUGAGGAAGUCAAUUCUCAAGGAAAGCGAGUCCUCUGUAGGACAGAGAACUUCGUCAACAGCCAUAAUGGCUUCCAGAGCUUUCUUCGGGGUCAGCGCAUUCUGAGCGUGCUCGAGCAAUUGGCAUCAGAGGAAAUGCUCUUGUUCAAAGAAAAAAUCAACUACAAAUUUGCCGGUAGCGGUGGCUUUGAUCCUCACAUCGACGCAAACGCAUACACCCACGUCAAAGACAUCAAACAUCUCACAGUCCUGGCAGCUGUGGAUGAAAUGACCUCCUCGAACGGUGGUUUGGAUGUCGUCGACGGAAGCCAUCUCAUGAACAUCCCGUUGGGCAGUGAUCGAUGCAUUGAUCCUUCCUGGGUGAACAGCCAGAAAUGGACAUCCUGUGAUUUGCAGCCAGGCGACAUCCUCAUCUUUGGCUCCUAUCUCGCACACAGAAGUGGAACAAACACAAGCUCGAAAGACCGCCGUGCUAUCUACGCUACGUAUAACCGUAAGGCAGAAGGAGAUCUUCAUGAUCAGUAUUAUGAGGAUAGACGGAAUCUAUGGCCCGCUACGCAUAUGCGCAAGGAGGGCGUGUCAUAUGAGGAGGGGCGAAUGCGGUAUGCUUUUGGGUCGCCGAUGUUAAGUGUGGACCAGAAAGGAGUAGCCGUGUAA